AUGGAUCGAACCAAUAUCUCAAAUGCUAUUUCCGACAAUAUGCCUCAAGAUCUCGGUUUCGGUAUCAGUGGGGUCAACAUGGGCACUUUGGUGCAUUCUAUUAUGUUUACCGUCUUUGCUUUACCAACCAAUGCUAUUGUGAGACGCGUUGGAGCGCACUUGUGGAUUCCUAUUCUAAUGACUUCCUGGGCUAUCACGACGUGGGCAGUUAUUUUCCUUAAGGAUUUUGCAGGGUACAUGGUCAUUCGCGUCUUUAUUGCAUUGACCGAAGCUGGAUUUAUUCCUGCCGUCUUAACCUACAUGACGGGAUGGUACAAAACUAACGAGUUGGCGACCCGAUUGGCUUGGCUUUGGGGUAUCCAGAACUUUGCGUCGGCGGUUUCCGGUUUGAUCUCCUUUGGUAUCUUUCGCAUGUCCGGUAUUGGUGGGCUUCAGGGCUGGAAGUGGCUGUUUCUAAUUGAUGGCGCUUUUACCCAUGUGAUUGGCUUUAUCGCUUUUGCCUACUUGCCUCGCACACCAUCACAUACCAAUAUUCUGUUAUUUGGCAGAAGAGCUUGGCUCUCGGAACGCGAGCGACAGAUUGCAACCACUCGUAUCAUUCGCGACGACUUGUCCAAGAAGGAGCAGUAUGAACGUAUUACUUGGGCCGACGUGAAAAUGACCGUCCUGGAUACAAAGUUAUGGGCGCAUCUCCUUAUGACCACGUCUGGACUUAUGCCGAUUGUGCCUGUUACCACUUAUUUGCCAACCUUGAUUCGAAACUUUGGAUUUCCAGUUACGACGAGUAACCUGCUGACGGCUCCCUCUUACAUUAUUAAUCUUAUUGUGUCGUGCAUUAUUGCCAGGAGUGCUGACAAACAUGGAAACUACGUUUUUCACAUCAUUUUUGGUUGCGUGUGGUCGAUUGCCGGUUUCCUUGCAUUGCAACUGUUACCGGAUAACGCUGGUCGUUGGAGCUUCUACGCUGCGGCUCUGGUCACUGCCGGGUCGCCUUCGUGGCACGGUUUGCAAAUCGCUUGGAUGUCAUCCAACAUGGCUCCUGUCGCAAAACGUACACUUGCACUCGGAAUCAUUGUCGCGGCAGCCAAUGUCUCUGGUGUACCAGGUUCUCAAAUUUAUCAGGACCACGAUGCUCCGAGAUUUCAUACGGGAAAUUGGAUCAAUAUUGGCCUUAUUGCAACGGCAAUUAUUUUGAUGCUGUUCCAGCGCACACGUUACGACUUGACGAACCGAUGGCGUUCACGCAAAUGGGAUCAAAUGACCGAGUUUGAGAGGCAAGAUUAUUUAGCCACCACCAAAGAUAAAGGAAAUGAUCGUCUCGAUUUCCGCUUCCGAUUGUAA
Messenger RNA from Radiomyces spectabilis, 1341 nucleotides. RefSeq names its product major facilitator superfamily domain-containing protein. NCBI's taxonomy places the organism in Eukaryota, Fungi, Mucoromycota, Mucoromycetes, Mucorales, Radiomycetaceae. Gene Ontology annotation, biological process: transmembrane transport. Gene Ontology annotation, cellular component: membrane. Gene Ontology annotation, molecular function: transmembrane transporter activity. The transcript is spliced from 6 exons. The record is from RefSeq and is a predicted model, not a curated record. Bases 1 to 1341 code for a protein of 446 amino acids.